Messenger RNA from Salarias fasciatus (jewelled blenny), 1591 nucleotides. RefSeq names its product RIPOR family member 3-like. The record is from RefSeq and is a predicted model, not a curated record. The annotation marks the transcript as partial. NCBI's taxonomy places the organism in Eukaryota, Metazoa, Chordata, Actinopteri, Blenniiformes, Blenniidae. The transcript has 3 exons.
UCCUGACUGCUGUCGCCCCUUUCUGUCCCCCCCGUCCCCCCGUCCCCCUGUUCUGUCCCCCAUCCCGCCCCUGUCCCCCCAAGGCUCUGGUUUUCUACACGGAGGGUUUGAGGAGUUCUGACGUUCUGGUCCAGCAGGGAUCCUGUUUGGCUCUGAAGUGCUUGAAGGCGGUGGAGAGCGUGGACCACAUUGCAGACUUAUGGAGGUCCGCAGACGAGGAUCUUCGUGGUUCUGCCAGAGAGACGGUCCUGUCCUUCGGGAAGAAGGGGUACCAGGCCUUCCAGAGGAUGGACCAGCUGUACAGCGACUUGGAGGAGGAGGCCUACCAGAACCAGGAGACCCAGACCACCAUCCUGUAGACCCGCUGCUGGAGGCCUACCAGAACUAAAACCAGGAGAUCCAGACCACCAUCCUGUAGACCCGCUGCUGGAGGCCUACCAGAACCAGAACCAGGAGACCCAGAUCGCCAUCCUUUAGACCCGCUGCUGGAGGCCUACCAGAUCCAGGAGAUGGGGAUCCUGGAAGAUUCGGGUCCUGAGGUGAAGACCUGAUUCCUGGAGGCUAAUCAGAACCAGAACCAGGAGAAGGAGACCCUGGUCCUGACAUGACACCUGCUGCCUGAGCGGACUCAGCCUGGGGUCUGGACGGUUCCGUCCCGGUUCUCUGGGACUCCCUGGAUUCAGACCGAGGUCCCGGUGGGUUUUAUUUCGGGGGCUUUGGAUCCGACAGGGUUCCAGGUCAUGUGGGCGGGUUCUGCGUGGCAGAGAACUGUGUGGUUCUCCUGGCGUCACUGUGUGGAACUCGGACCGUUCCAGCCUGGUUCCAGUUCGGUCCAGAAUGCUGGACUCAAUAAAAACCCUGAAGAUCCUCCAUCGGUCCGUCAUUCAGCCAGAACCCAACAGAACCCAGGUUCUACUGGGUUCCAGGUUCCACUGGGUUCCACCGGACUUCACCUGAUCAGUCUGAUAGUCUUCCUUUUGAAGGAAACUUUCUGCUUUUCAAGACUCAGAAGGUCUGAACUUAAAGUUAAAGAUGACAAAUGAGAGGAACCCUGUAAUCUGGAUCCAGAACCUGAACCAGGACUCUGGAACUCUGUAAUCUGGAUCCAGAACCUGAACCAGGACUCUGGAACUCUGUAAUCUGGAUCCAGAAGCUGAACCAGGGCUCUGGAACCCAAACAGGAGAGGUUCUGGUCUGAUGUGGAUCCAGAGGCUGGUUCCAGAUCAGUCCUUGGGGUUCCCGGUCAGGCGCCUCUUCCAGAGACAGCAGCUGCUUUUGGGUUUGUUUUGAUUCAUUUUCCGUUUUUCUGUUUGUUUCUUUCUUCCUUUCUAUUUUUUCUUCUAUUCCACUUUUUCCUUUUAUUGUUUUUAAUCUUUCAUUUUUCUCUUUUCCUGAGUAAAGCUGCGCUGACAGUUUCAAUCAGAGUAUUUUGACAGUUUCUGCUUUUUUUGAAUCCAGCUUCAGCUUCUUUCAGCUGCUGCUUCGUUUUGUUUUUCAGUCUUUCGUCAGUUUUUCUGAACCGGAUCCCGUUUGGCUCCGGAGGUUGGACACUUUUUGAAAAUCAAUAAAUAAAAUGACCAUAAAGUCUGAA